UUAGUUGACUUAGUCAUUAGUUGACUUACUAAAACUCUACAAGUUUCAUUAUAAAAAAAAAAAGUUCAGAAAAAACAAGAUCAAACGAACAUGACGAUGAACAACUUAUCAUCAGGAGCUCCUCUCGACAUUGAAACCAAGCAGCCAUCGUCGCCUUCUUCUUCUUCUUCUUCUUCCUCAACUCCAUGGAGAAAUCAUCAUAUAACCACCGGCAGAAUUUCAGUUCUACUUGUUUUAGUAGUUGGAAUUUCAUGCCUUGGUUUAUACAAGUCGGCCAAUCCUUUUGGAUCUUUUCCUCUCUCUCUUCAUUUUGCGUCUUCUUCACUUCCCAUCACCAAUAAAUCCGUCUCUCCGGGCAAGUUUGAUACUGAUUUGGAGAGAGUUCUAAAAUCUGCUUCCAUGAAGGAUAAAACAGUAAUCCUAACAACAUUAAAUGAAGCAUGGGCAGAACCUCAGUCUAUAAUUGAUAUCUUCUUGGAGAGUUUUAGAAUUGGGAACCGUACACAUGGGCUUUUAAGUCAUUUGGUAAUAAUAUCAUUAGACCAAAAGGCAUAUGCUCGUUGCUUAGCGUUACAUCCAUUCUGUUAUAUGCUAAACACUCAGGGCCUUAACUUUUCUAGAGAAGCAUAUUUCAUGACCUCAAAUUACUUGGAGAUGAUGUGGACCAGAAUUGAUUUUUUAGCUACUAUUCUCCGAAUGGGCUACAAUUUCGUCUUCACGGACGCUGAUGUAAUGUGGCUUCGAGAUCCAUUUCCACACUUUUACAGAGAUGCAGACUUCCAGAUAGCUUGUGACCAUUAUUUAGGUAACCCUUCCGACCGAAAUAAUCAGCCAAAUGGUGGAUUUAACUAUGUCAAAUCGAAUCCUCGAACGAUUAAAUUUUACGAGUUUUGGUACUCCUCUAGAAAAUCUUAUCCAGGGUUGCAUGAUCAAGAUGUUUUGAAUAAGAUCAAACAUGAUCAUUUCAUUGACGAAAUUGGACUACAAAUAAGAUUUUUGGACACAGCUUAUUUUGGUGGAUUUUGUGAGCCCAGCAAAGAUUUUAACUUGGUAUGCACAAUGCAUGCAAAUUGUUGUUUUGGUUUGGAAAGUAAAGUUCAUGAUCUUAGAAUUGUGCUUCAAGAUUGGAGAAGAUUUAUGUUGGCCUCUUCAAAUUUAAGUUUAUCUUCACCAUUCUAUUGGAGAGCUCCAAACAAAUGCAGUCUCAAAUCUUUCCAUCCUCCCAAAUUGCCGGAGAGUAAUUGAACAACGCAAUAACCAUCCUCUCACUGCAAGGACAAUUGGAUGACGGUAAGAAACCUGAUGUUCCUUAAAACAAUAACAUCCAUUGGCAAAUUUUAUUUUAUUUUUCGUUACAUAGUUCUUGCAAAUAGAAAGAUAAAAAAAAUUCCAUUUCUUUUUGAAAAUAAUAAUAAUAAUGUGAUAGAA
Messenger RNA from Jatropha curcas, 1428 nucleotides. RefSeq lists its product as uncharacterized. NCBI's taxonomy places the organism in Eukaryota, Viridiplantae, Streptophyta, Magnoliopsida, Malpighiales, Euphorbiaceae. The record is from RefSeq and is a predicted model, not a curated record.